This is a messenger RNA of Phragmites australis (common reed), 2924 nucleotides long. RefSeq names its product leucine-rich repeat receptor-like protein kinase PXC1. The record is from RefSeq and is a predicted model, not a curated record. Gene Ontology annotation, molecular function: protein binding; ATP binding; protein kinase activity. The coding region runs from base 425 to 2704 and encodes 759 amino acids. NCBI's taxonomy places the organism in Eukaryota, Viridiplantae, Streptophyta, Magnoliopsida, Poales, Poaceae. The transcript has 2 exons. Gene Ontology annotation, biological process: protein phosphorylation.
AGCAAAAGCGAAAAGCGGAAGCAUCCGGUACUGACGACCUGACAGUUAGGCUGGAUUGGUAUAAGGAGGAAAUUUUAUAGGACUUUUUACUUAAAGAUUUCAGUGAGACUUUGUCGUCCUUUAUUUGAUUUAACGGUUAGCAGAGAGGUCUUUUGAAUGAUCUAAUCCUAUAGAAUUUCUUUCCAUCAUCUAUGAGCUACCGAAACAAAACAAUAGAGUGAAGAGGUCCCAGUUCAAACAUCACCCGAUUUCAAAAGUCAAAAGUUGCACGGGAGAGAAAGCACGGAAGUUCUCUUGUCCCAAUGCAGAUUGAUGGAGCAGCCAAGAUCAUGGCUUUGAUCGAGUGAUUCCUCCCUUUCCGUCCAUGCCGAUCUUCUACUAGCACCAUUGCACCAACCAUACUUGCAGUUGCCCAACAACAACAAUGGCUGUGCAGUACCUGCUGCAUUUCAUGGGGUUCUUGGCGUGCUUGAGCUUGACAAUGCCGGCGACAGCAGCGGCGGUGCGGCAGCUGGAGCCGGAGCCGGAGGUGAAGCCGAGCGACACGGACGUGCUCACCAUCUUCCGCCACGGUGCCGACGCCCACGGCAUCCUGGCUGCCAACUGGAGCACUGGCGACGCCUGCGCCGGCCGCUGGACCGGUGUGAGCUGCUCCGCCGACAGCCGCCGCGUCACCUCGCUCUCCCUUCCGUCGCUCGACCUGCGGGGCCCACUCGACCCGCUCUCCCACCUCGGCGAGCUCCGCGCGCUCGACCUCCGCGGCAACCGCCUCAAUGGCACGCUCGACAAGCUCCUCCUUGGCGUCCCCAACCUUGUGCUGCUCGACCUCUCCCACAACGACCUCUCCGGCGCCAUCCCGGCCGCCAUCAAGCGCCUCCCCCGCCUCAUCCGUGUAGACCUCGCCGACAACAGCCUGCGCGGACCCAUCCCGGCGGCCGCGCUCGUCAACCUCACCGGCCUCCUCACGCUCAAGCUCCAGGACAACCUCCUCACCGGCCUCCUCCCGGACAUCUCCGCCCCGCUCCCCCGCCUCGCCGAGUUCAACGCCUCCAACAAUCAGCUCUCCGGCCGGGUGCCCGACGCCAUGCGCGCCAAGUUCGGCCUCGCCUCCUUCGCCGGCAAUGCCGGCCUCUGCGGGCCCGCGCCGUCGCUGCCGCCCUGUUCUUUCCUGCCGCACGAGCCCGCCCCGACGUCGCCUUCUUCCGUGCCUUCCUCGUCGUCGCAGUCCGUGGUGCCGUCCAACCCGGCGGCGGCGUCCUCGUCUUCCGUUGCUUCGUCUUCACCAGCAUUAGCCACACCGGAGUCGCUCAAUGGGGCUGGCAAGGGGGGCUUGAGCACCGGCGCAAUUGCCGGCAUCGCGGUCGGCAAUGCUCUGUUCGUUUGCGCUCUGAUGUCACUGCUAGUAGCGUGUUGCUGCUGCAGUCAAGGCAGCGGCAGUGAGCCAGCCAAGAAGAGGAAGAGACGCGGCCGUGUCGGCCUGGAGGACGGAGACGGCGAGCUUUUCGGCCACCUCAAGGUGAAGCAACCGGCUCGUCCGGGCAGUGUAGGCAGAUGCAGCGACGGCGGGGACAGCGACGGGGCGCGCAGCAAGCUGGUAUUUUUCGGGGUGAACGGGGAGUGCGGCGAAGACGACGACGACGACGACGGAGGCAGCGAUAGCAGCUCCGAGAGGAGGGCUAGGGGCGGCUUAACGUCGACGUUGCACCAGCAGAGGAGGAGCAGGUUCGAGCUGGAGGAGCUGCUGCGCGCGUCGGCGGAGAUGGUUGGCAGAGGCAGCCUGGGCACUGUGUACCGAGCGGUGCUCGGGGACGGUCGCAUGGUCGCCGUGAAGCGGCUGCGCGACACCAACCCCUGCCCGCGCGAGGAGUUCCACCGGUACAUGGACCUCAUCGGCCGCCUCCGCCACCCACACCUCGUUCCUCUCAGGUCCUUCUACUACGCCAAGCAGGAGAAACUCCUCAUCUACGACUACCUCCCCAGCGGCAACCUCCACGAUUGCCUCCACGGGCACCAGAUGUCGGGAGAGUCGCCAUUGGACUGGACGACGAGGGUGAGGCUGUUGCUCGGCGCGGCGCGCGGGCUGGCAUGCAUCCACCGGGAGUACCGCAUGUCCAGCGUACCGCACGGAAACAUCAAGUCCUCCAACGUCCUGCUCGACAAGGACGGCGCCGCCCGCGUCGCGGACUUCGGCCUCGCUCUUCUACUCAGCCCCGCGCACGCCAUCGCCCGUCUCGGAGGUUACAUGGCCCCCGAGCAGUCGGAUAACAAGCGGCUCUCCCAGGAGGCCGACGUCUACAGCUUCGGCGUGCUCGUCCUGGAGGCGCUGACCGGCAAGGUGCCGGCGCAGCACCUGCAGCCGUUGCCCGACGCCGACGUGCAGAUGAGAGGCAAGAAGAGCGUAGCGGCGGUCAGCCUCCCCGAGUGGGUGCGGUCCGUGGUGCGAGAGGAGUGGACGGCGGAGGUGUUCGACGUGGAGCUGCUCCGGUACAGGAACAUCGAGGAGGAGAUGGUGGCCAUGCUGCACGUCGCGCUGGCCUGCGUCGCGCAGCAGCCGGAGCAGAGGCCCUCCAUGGCCGAUGUGGUGAGGAUGAUCGAGAGCGUACCGGUGGAUCAGUCGCCGCUGCCGGAGGGCAGGGAUGUUUCGGUGACGUCGCCGUCCAUCAGCAUUACCACGGAUGAUGGAGAUGGUCGUCUCAGCUACUAAUUCUUCAGCCUCUUUCUUGCCUGAGAUGUCCUUGGACGUAGUGUUGUGGCUUCGGUAAUUGAAAUGGUGACUUUUGCAUUCAUAGGUUGCUAUGGCAGCUGCUGCAAUCUCUGCUAAAAGAUGAGUGUGUAUGUGCCUAUUAUUCUAGGAUCUAAUAUAUGCUUGAGAUCAUAAAAAAUAUUUGUGCCGAUUUGGAAGAACGGGAUUUAGUAGUAACACU